Molecule: messenger RNA, 553 nt
Organism: Phytophthora infestans T30-4
Lineage: Eukaryota; Oomycota; Peronosporomycetes; Peronosporales; Peronosporaceae
Product: 60S ribosomal protein L37a, putative
Exons: 2
Coding region: 79-366 (95 amino acids)
Biological process (GO): translation
Cellular component (GO): ribosome
Molecular function (GO): structural constituent of ribosome
Source: RefSeq, a predicted model, not a curated record
GCUGCGCUGCUGUUUGGAGCGUAGGAGCUUUUCACUUUUCAAAGUCGAUUUCUCUCCGGAUAAUCUCACAAGGCUAAAAUGGGCAAGCGCACGAAAAAAGUUGGCAUUUGCGGCAAGUACGGCACGCGCUACGGUUCGUCGCUCCGUAAGGUGGUCAAGAAGAUCGAAAUCUCGCAGCACGCCAAGUACAACUGCGUGUUCUGCGGUAAGGACUCGAUCAAGCGUAACGUGACGGGCAUCUGGGAGUGCCGCUCGUGCCACAAGACCAUCGCCGGUGGCGCCUACCUGCUGAACACGGCUUCGGCCGCUACGGUCCGCUCGACUCUGGCUCGUCUUCGCAAGAUCCGCGACGACGCCUCGGCUUAAAUUCGCGAAUCUGUGGACUAGGAACUGAGUGAGAUUGAGAGAACGGCCUGCCCUCGACGAGAGAAAAAGACGCGGUCGACCUGGUGGAGCACACUGCAGGACGCAUGCCUUGAUUUAUUAAUGAAGCAAAAGCGGAGGCCUUGCAUGCCACCAUUCGACCGACUCCAGUGCUAUUAUUGUUUUUAUU